AACGAAUGGUCCUCCAACUCGAUUGUCAUUCGUCAGUCGCGAUCGAUGGAGACAACUUCUUCUAAACAGUAGCUCGCUAAUACCAAAAUGACUCUAUUUCGGUAUUGUAUUGUCUUAACUGUUUGCGCGUGUGCCUCAGCAAUCGUUGGUCCGAUAGCCAAUGGUACAAAGAGUGUUUCGAAAACUGAUACAUAUCUCGACGCAUACUCGAAAACUCGAGUCGAAGCUGAAAAAGCGAAACAGAGUGUUGUUAUAAUAACAGCUAAAGAUGGCGAAAAGAAGAUUUCUAAUCGAGAUGAUAGUUUCUCCGGGUACGAUUAUACGCCUUCGUACUCAAGCAGCGACAGUUACAGUUCAUCAGGACCUUCUAACUCCUACGUACCGCCGUCAAGUUAUGGCCCUCCUGUAAAGUUCGAAUCGGACAUCACCUACAGUUCUCCUCCGAACACAUAUGGACCGCCAGCAUCAAACUAUGGUCCUCCAGCCCCAAAUUAUGGUCCUCCAACAGCCAGCUACGGACCCCCAUCACCUUCUUACGGGCCACCCGCACAAUCUUAUGGUCCACCCGUGCAUAAGCCUUAUCCACCAAUAUAUGGACCACCAAAACCGUCCUAUGGAGUUCCCUACACGGCCCCAGGCUUUGGAUUCUUCGACAAACUAUCUCUAAAGUUGGAUAUUCUGACGAUUGCAAAGCUAAUGCUUAAAUUCCUGAUUUUCAAGAAAAUAGUGACCAUGAUAGCAGUAGUUUGCAUGUUGUUAGUGAUCCCCAAGUUGAUAUCUUUUAAGAAAGACAAAGGGGGAGAUAACGGAGAUGAAGACGAACGCAAAUUUGGCAGUCGAAACUUAUUGGAGUUGACGUCAGCACAGCAACUCCUGGAGAGGGCAAUGUAUGUAUACGGCAGCCAGCAACCGACUUGCGGAGUCACGUGUCGUGUGAGAAGGGUCCUGGAUGACAUAUACGAAUUUGAACCAUAUUCCAGGCUUGGCAGCAGGGAUAUCUAAGCAAAUAAGAAAAAGUUGCUCGUGCCAUUAUAGUUACACUCCUAAAUUAUUUAUUUAUUGUAUAAUUCAUAAGGUAAUGGACUGAAUAAACCAUUUAAUUUUUA
Molecule: messenger RNA, 1106 nt
Organism: Pieris rapae (cabbage white)
Lineage: Eukaryota; Metazoa; Arthropoda; Insecta; Lepidoptera; Pieridae
Product: COPII coat assembly protein SEC16
Exons: 3
Coding region: 88-1002 (304 amino acids)
Source: RefSeq, a predicted model, not a curated record